AUGGCACCAGCUAUCACAACUCUAGAGUACUCUUCUAACGCACCUCAGCCUCUCAUCUAUCCGCGCUUAUCUGAACAUCACUUGCUAUCUUCGAAAGAACCUGAUUACCUUCGUCUCAUUCUUACUUCCAAAGUAUAUGAGAUCUUGAAAGAAACACCCCUGGUCUACGCUCCAAACCUUAGUGCAAAGCUAGGCAAUCAAAUAUGGCUGAAACGAGAGGAUCUACAAGAGGUUUUCAGCUUCAAGAUUCGAGGUGCCUAUAACUUCAUGGCAGGACUAUCUGAAGAAGAAAGGUGGAAAGGUGUUGUCACAUGCAGUGCUGGCAAUCAUGCACAAGGAGUAGCUUUCUCUGGCGAACGUCUCGGGAUACCCUGUACCAUCGUGAUGCCAAAGGGUACUCCAUCCAUCAAAGUUCGCAAUGUCGAAAGACUCGGCGCGAAGGUCGUACUCCAUGGUAUUGACUUCGACGAAGCAAAGGCAGAAUGUGCAAGAUUAGCUGCCAACCAUGGACUGGUAUUUGUCCCACCAUACGACGACCCCCUCGUAAUCGCAGGUCAGGGUACGGUCGGCAUGGAAAUAUUAAAACAAAUGCCAGACUCUGACAAUCUCGAUGCCAUCUUCGGUGCAGUUGGCGGCGGCGGUCUUGUCUCUGGAAUUUGCGAGUAUGUUAAACGCAUAGCCAACCCAAACACAAAAGUGCAUGGUGUUGAGACCUUUGAUGGAGAUGCUAUGGCACAGAGUCUGAAGAGAGGGGCGAGAGUGACUUUAGCCGAGGUUGGCCCCUUCGCAGACGGCACAGCAGUAAGAAUGGUUGGCGAGGAGCCAUUCAGGAUAUGUCAGAAACUCUUGGAUGACGUAGUCCUAGUCGACAACGAUGAAAUAUGCGCUGCUAUCAAAGAUAUUUUCGAAGAAACUAGAUCCGUCACAGAGCCUUCCGGAGCCUUAAGUCUGGCAGGCUUAAAGCGACACAUCAUAAGUCAGAAUCUUGUCGGCGCAAACCGAAAAUUCGUUGCAGUUGUCAGUGGAGCCAACGUGAACUUUGAUAGGCUGCGUUUCGUUGCAGAGCGUGCAGAAUUGGGCGAGGGACGCGAAGCACUUCUGAGCGUGGAGAUACCAGAGAGGCCCGGAAGCUUCUUCGCAUUGCACUCCGUCAUCCACCCGCGGGCAACAACAGAAUUCAUAUACCGCUAUAAUGAUCCGAACACCGCACAUCUAUUCCUCUCAUUCAAGCUAGAUACCUCAUUUCGAAAAAAAGAAGUGGAGAAGGUGCUUCAAGAAAUAAAAAAACAAGGGAUGACUGCAUAUGAUGUUAGCGAUGACGAAGUCGCCAAAUCUCACGCACGGUACAUGAUACGUGGAUCCACAGCGAUCCCAAACGAAAGAGUGUUCCGAUUUGAAUUUCCUGAACGACCGGGCGCCCUGCGCAAGUUCCUUCAGGGUAUCUAUCCUGGAUUAGGCUGGAAUAUAUCAAUGUUCCACUACCGCAAUCACGGCGCAGACCUCGGCAGAGUGCUAACGGCCAUCCAAGUUCCGCGAGAAGAUUACGCGGCAUUUGACGAGUUUUUGGGCAAUUUGGGAUAUCACUAUGUAGAAGAGACUGAUAACGAAGUGUACAAGCGGUGUCUUGGAGGGCAGGUUGCUCUAAAUGGGUUACCAUAG
Suillus plorans is the source of this 1659-nucleotide messenger RNA. Its product is annotated as tryptophan synthase beta subunit-like PLP-dependent enzyme. Gene Ontology annotation, biological process: L-threonine catabolic process. Bases 1 to 1659 code for a protein of 552 amino acids. The record is from RefSeq and is a predicted model, not a curated record. The transcript has 6 exons. NCBI's taxonomy places the organism in Eukaryota, Fungi, Basidiomycota, Agaricomycetes, Boletales, Suillaceae. Gene Ontology annotation, molecular function: threonine deaminase activity; pyridoxal phosphate binding.